GUGUAGUGUGUGUUGACGUGGAUUUGGACUGUAAACAGAAUGCCACAGGAAGCUGCACAGAAGUGCAUGUCUGAGGCUGAAUCUUGAUGUUAUAAUUUCAAAACAGAAUAUUGUUACGGGAGAAGACGCUAUGACGAACAUUCAGAAUUUACCAAUCGACGUACAAACCAGCAAAUUACUUGACUGGUUGGUGGACCGCAGACACUGUAACCUGAAGUGGCAGGGUGCUAUCAUGGCCAUCCGCGAGAAGAUAAACUCUGCUAUCCAGGACAUGCCAGAGAACGAAGAGAUCAAGCAGUUGCUCUCCGGAUCUUAUAUUCACUAUUUCCACUGUAUGCGGAUUGUUGAAAUUCUGAAGGGAACCGAGGCCUCAUCAAAAAAUAUAUUUGGCAGGUAUUCUUCCCAGAGGAUGAAGGACUGGCAAGAAAUAGUGUCCCUUUAUGAAAAAGAUAACAGCUACUUAGUGGAAAUGGCCAGCUUCCUGGUGCGUAACGUGAGUUACGAGGGACCUGCACUGCGCCGGCAGCUGGCCAAGGCACAGCAACUGCAGAACGAGCUCAGUCGGCGGGAGGUGGAGUGCCAAAGCAUGGCCGCAGACAUGAGGGAGCGCUUCUACGCUUCCUGCAAGCAGUAUGGCAUCAAGGGGGAGAAUGUGGCACGGGAGCUGCAGGCUUUGGUGAAGGACCUGCCUUCAGUGCUGGAGCAGGUGGGCAGGAAGGUGGCCGGUCUGGAGGAGCCCACUCAGCUGUACAAAGCGUUCACGCAGUUCGUGUGUGACUGGUCGGAGCCGGUGCUGCCCAUGCUCACGUUCGUCCAGCAGAGGGGGAACACCAGCGUUUAUGAGUGGAGGACCGGGGAUGCCCCGUGUGUCAUCGAGAGGCCCACCAUGGAGGAGGCCCCCCUGGACACCGUCACCGAAGAGGCGAUUGACUGGAGUGCUCUGGACAGCCUGGAGGGAGCUGGCGGGACGCAGGCCUUGGACUUUGGUAUCAGCAUGGAAGGCGGCGUGGAUUGGGGCGUAAGCUCAGAGCCCGGUGCUGAAAGUGCUGCAAAUGGCAUUGACUGGGGGGAGGACACUGCUUGCCCAGUGGAAAUCGAAGUUCUGGACAUGGGUGCUGAUUGUCCAGAAGGCGUGGCCAGGGGGGAGGAUGCGCUGUCACUGCUGGAAAACCCCCAGACACGCAACCAGUUCAUUGACGAGCUGAUGGAGCUGGAGUUGUUCCUGUGCCAGCGGAUCAGCGAGAUGUCUGAGGAGGGCGAUGUGGUCACCAUGAGCCAGUUCCAGCUGGCACACUCGGUCAUCCAGGGGCAGACGCGGGAGCGUGUGCAGGCCAUGCUCCUGGAGCUGCGCAGCCUGCUCGAGCAGUUAACCUGCGUGCGCAUGCAGCAUCUCUUCAUGAUCCAGGCCUCGCCGCGGUAUGUGGGGCGUGUGUCCGAUGUCCUAAGACAGAAGCUGAAGCAGGCAGACAUCCUGGUGCUUAAGCAGGCCGCCCUGGCAGAGCGCAGGCAGGAGGCGUUGGAGGAGCAGGCCAAGCUGGAGCCCCGCAUCGACCUUCUGGCCACCCGCACGCGUGAGCUGCAGAGGCUGGUACGGCCCGCAUUCCCCUCGCUCGCAGGCCAGCCGNAGAGGCUGGUACGGCCCGCUUUCCCCUCGCUCGCAGGCCAGCUGCAGAGGCUGGUAUGAUCCAAAAUGAAAAUGACUUCACGAUAUUGGCUUAUAUUGUUCAUGUUACACAGUCAGAUUUUUAAAGUAAUUUCUCAGUGACGAAUCUGUGUAGUGGAGUAAAAUUUAUCAAAGUAUAAUAGGAACAUUAUGUUAAACUAACAGGUAUAUGGAGAUUACAACUACAUCGCUUACCCCCGGACUAGACUGCGGCUCCAUUAAAAAUUUUGCUAUGAGCGACCCACAGCAGCGGUGAGGAGUAUUUUAUGCUCCUGUUUUCAGUGUCUCUGCAUUAUGCAGAACUUGUCAGUGUCUCACCUCCUGUCAGAGGAAAGGAAGAGGACACUUCAGCAGGCCUAUCCUCAACAUGGACCCAGCUCGCUCACGAAAGUGUACAAAACAAGUAUAAAUGAUUAUAACAGCAGCGUCAAAGCAGGCCUCUGAUGUCACCAAGCCAUCGAAACUGACUCUCUUGCUCAUUGAGAACGAUACCAAUUUAACGCGUGAGGUUUCCUGGUAUUUGGCCCUUGGCAAAGUUAUUAAAUAAUGCUUGUUAAUUCAGAUUUCAUUGAAGGGAAGAAAUCAUUAGUGAGCUGGAAGACAGACAAUUAUUAAUACAUAUUAUAAUCAGCGUACGAUUCAGUCUGCCGGUUCAUUCAAAUAUAACCAAGUACGUUUAUUUCUUUCAUAUGUGGACUUCAGACGGAGAGCAGAACACACUAACCUCCGACCGGUCUUGCUGUACUCCCCGUUUGCUGUUUUAGGGUAAUUUUGUGAAGGAGGUUCCAUCAUCACCAACCGAGAAAAUUAACGUCCUGUCGGAACAGUGCAAUGCCGCAGUGCCAAUUUGCAUCAGAAAGCAGCUGCUUUAUAUGGAAAUACUUCCCAGUCAGCUUGUUAAUCGGUUACUAGUGCCCACCUCUAGUGUCGGCUGCCUUUAAUGAAAAUGAUUCGACUGCUGCCAGAGCCUGUUUUAUAACGUGGAGUUUGGCAAGAAAGAUAAAAAUCAUCAAUUAAAUCAUUUGUGUGCCGUUAAAAUGCAACUUGAUAUUUGAGCCGUUUCACGCAGCCAGAAUUGCUUCAUUGACGUCUUUGCGGAGCCU
Paramormyrops kingsleyae is the source of this 2766-nucleotide messenger RNA. Lineage: Eukaryota; Metazoa; Chordata; Actinopteri; Osteoglossiformes; Mormyridae. The record is from RefSeq and is a predicted model, not a curated record.